Messenger RNA from Plodia interpunctella (Indianmeal moth), 2255 nucleotides. RefSeq lists its product as uncharacterized. The record is from RefSeq and is a predicted model, not a curated record. Lineage: Eukaryota; Metazoa; Arthropoda; Insecta; Lepidoptera; Pyralidae. The coding region runs from base 164 to 658 and encodes 164 amino acids. The transcript is spliced from 3 exons.
CGCUGAGAAGUAAUCUAAAAUUAUCACAUACUCUCUGAUGUGAAGUUCUUCUCCUUUUUCUCAUUUCAAUAGUAUCGAAACUAUCGAUAGUGGCCGAUCGAUCGGCAACAACACUUUGCUAGUGUCAGUCAAACGGGAGGCUAGCGAUUGAGUAGAAACAAAUAUGACUUCAACAUCGUUCAACGUCGGUCUCGGCGAGGCUCCGCGGCUGUCCAGCAGGGUGCUGCGCCCCCCCGGCGGCGGGCACACCGACAUCUUCGGUGGGGAACCCGAGCCGCAUCGCGGCCGACGCCAGUUCCCGGGCCAGACCAAUGCCGGACAAGGCGACGAGCCAAUGAAGGCACAAAACGGCACACUACCUACUCAUAAUGGGCAAGAGACCCCACAGCAGGAGCAAGCUGCCCCGGAGACCAGCCCGGCCAAGGCUGAACUCGAGCCACAGCCACAAGUCUCCCCAGUCGCACCGGAACCACUCCAGGUAGAGACACCGAAGGCUGAGUCACCAAAGGCCGAGUCACCAAAGGCUGAGUCACCAAAGGCUGAGUCACCAAAGGCCGAGUCACCAAAAGCAGAGCCACCGAAGGCCGAGCCACCGAAAGUAGAACCACCGAAACGUGUUCGUGUCCCGCCCGGUGGCUUCUCCUCAGGACUGUGGUAAUUUCUCGAGCUGAUUAGAUUUGCUGGGACCAGUCGCAUUGUUCGCUGACUUUUAUUCAAGGGUUUUCCGAUAGAUGUGAUUCCGUUUAGUGCUGCCUGUGUGUUGUUAUUAAUCGAUAGUUUCGAUCGAAUCGAUCUUUAAAAUCAUCUAGAAUAUCGAUAGUGUUAUCGAUAGAAGAAUACCUAAACAAUCGAUAACCUAUCGAUAUUAUUGCCUAAGCUUCUACUAUCGAUAGAGGGCUAUCGAGUCAACGCUAUUUCGAAUCUUUCGUGUAGCUUAAAUUGUGAAUGUGCAGUAAUUAAAGUAAUUUUUUUCUCGUCUUUACACUUGACGUAAGAAUUUAUAGCUCAUUUAUCAUUUGGAGAAGGGUACAAGUAUUAUGAACAUAAUAUAUUGAACUGUGACGUGCUAUAAAAUAAAACGCACGGGUCAUUUACUAGGGAGAAUAAGUCAUGAUUACGGUCAAAUCAAUACUUACUUUGUCACUGAUCAAAUACAUUUCAUCAAUUUCUUAAAGAUUGAACAGAAAUAUGUAGGUACCUUUCGGUUUAAGUCAAUGAACAGUGCUGCGUAUUGAUAGGUUAUUUCUUGUGCCUUUAUUGUUGAAUGCUAAAUGUUUAUUUGUGUGUAGAUGUUUUGUUAUGGACUUCUGGUCCCAAGCCAAUUCUUGAAAUCGCUUAUCUAACCUUUCAUUCUAUUCCUCGCAUUAUGAAAUCCCUUAUUUACAGAUCAAGAUGUAUCUAAGUAUUAUUUUACAUAGGAGAUUAUUUUUCUUUUUUUUUUUAACUAUUCGCAUUUCUAAAUGGCAACGCCAUACUAGGCUUAGAAUGUCACAAUUGGAUUAGUUUUAAAAUUCUUCGGCCAAAUAUUAAUCUCAAUUUUUUUAUCUUACUUUUUCUACUCGUUUUCACUAGUACUGGUUGAUGUUAUUUUCUUUAUAAAAUAAUACGAAUAGGUGCAGUAAAAGUUAUUUUUUUUAUAUAAAUUUUGUGAAAAUUAUGUAGGUACCAUCAUUUGAAUUUGAAUUGAAACGAGAUAAAUUAUGCUCAAUCAAAUGUCAUAAUAUCCUAGUUGUAGUGAAAACGUUGUAUUUAGGUAUUUAUAAUCGUCUAAUUUUAAAGUGCGCUAGUGGCGUUAAAUGAAUUUAUUCCUUAGAACCUUUUCACACUAGCGGUUUGUUCAAGGACCUCCGAAUUUGAAAGAGAUUGGCAAUAGACGCUUUAUCUAAAUAACACAAAUUCACAAAAUAUGGUCUGUUUGUUCACUGUAAUUAAUGAGUCCUUUUUUAAUUAAAAACUAGAUUUCGUACAAAACUGGCAUAAUAUUAAAAUAAAGGCCCAUUUUACAUAAUUGAUGGGCCGGUUGGCACAGAUUCUCAAUGCACCGCUCACAUACCGCCAGUGUGGAGAGGGCCAUACAUUUGAUGUAUAUUACAGACUGACGUGUGCCUAUUCGUUGUAUUGUACUUAAUGUUCUUCUCAAGCAUUUGAUGUUUUGCAUUAGUUUUAUUGUCAUUUAAUGUAUGCCUGCUGGCAAUGACGCGAUUAUGUAUAUUGAUAAUUGUAUUUUUAUAUGAAUUAAUAAAUACUUUUAAAAA